Messenger RNA from Drosophila ficusphila, 4876 nucleotides. RefSeq names its product prolactin-releasing peptide receptor (gene sNPF-R). Gene Ontology annotation, biological process: G protein-coupled receptor signaling pathway. The record is from RefSeq and is a predicted model, not a curated record. Gene Ontology annotation, cellular component: neuron projection; plasma membrane. Gene Ontology annotation, molecular function: neuropeptide binding; neuropeptide Y receptor activity. The coding region runs from base 730 to 2484 and encodes 584 amino acids. The transcript is spliced from 3 exons. NCBI's taxonomy places the organism in Eukaryota, Metazoa, Arthropoda, Insecta, Diptera, Drosophilidae.
ACGCGAAAAUCGGCAGAUAACCGGUGGGAGAUUCGAAAAGAGGUGUUUUCGAACUGAGGAAAAGCUGUCUUUUCUUCGACGGAAGGCUGAAGUGUGUUUCCAUUGUGCGGCGAAGAACUGAUAGCGAAAGUGAGAGCGAGGAGACCAAACAAGUGCCGGAACGUGCUCGAGUGCCUCCAUCCUUGCGGUUUUCGGUUUUUUGUGUCUCGAGCAACUCCUCCCUAUAUUUGUAUAUCUAUAUAUAUAUAUAUGUAUAUGUUUUUAUAUACACCCCGCAUACGCAGUGUUGACACGUCGGCGGUCGCCAGUUUUCGGUUUUUAUUUAUACGCCUGCUUGUACUUUUUUCCCGUGGUUAGCUGGGCCAAAAAACUUUUUUGCCUCUGGCCCAACAAUAACAUUUAACGGGCGGAGUGAGAGUUCAAGUUUAACUGACUGCAAACCAACUUCAAAUUAAAUCAAUUCGCCAAGGCAGCUGGAGUGGGAGAACUCAACGGCUCAGUCAAUUAGCGAUGAGCAAAGCAUCCCGGUCAGCUUUGUGAGCGAGUGGCCAAGAGGUUUUUGGCCAGGCCAACGGUUAAGGAGCUCGAUUCCGGCGGCGACGGAAAUGGCUGCUUAAGUGGUGCGCAUCCGAACCGGAAACGGAAACGCCGACGGGCAGAGAAAGUGGAGCACACAAUCCCCGACAACCACUUUUACCACUCAACUCAUUAGCCGUUAGAGUCGCAAAGAUGGCCAACUUGAGCACCACGACCGGGAUUCCCUUGGCCAGCGGCACGACCAACUGGAGCCUGACGACGCCGGGAACGACGAGCAUUAUCCUGGCGGAGGCGAUGGCCGCGGAGGACGACCGGAGUGGCGGCAUCAUUCACAACCAGUUCGUGCAGAUCUUCUUCUACGUUCUCUACGCCACCGUCUUUGUCCUGGGAGUCUUUGGCAAUGUCCUUGUUUGCUAUGUGGUCCUGCGGAAUCGAGCCAUGCAAACGGUAACGAACAUAUUCAUCACGAACCUGGCGCUCUCGGACAUCCUGCUCUGUGUCCUGGCGGUGCCGUUUACCCCGCUCUACACCUUCAUGGGUCGCUGGGCCUUUGGCAGGAGCCUGUGCCAUCUGGUGUCCUUCGCCCAGGGCUGCAGCAUCUACAUAUCCACGCUGACGCUCACCUCCAUCGCCAUCGAUCGGUACUUCGUGAUCAUCUACCCGUUCCAUCCGCGCAUGAAGCUCUCCACCUGCAUCGGGAUCAUAGUGAGCAUCUGGGUGAUCGCCCUGCUGGCCACCGUUCCCUACGGCAUGUACAUGAAGAUGACCAAGGAGCUGGUCAACGGAACGCAAAGUGGCAAUGAGACCUUCGUGGAGGCCACUCUCAUGCUGAAUGGCAGCUAUGUGGCCCAGGGAUCCGGAUUCAUCGAGGCGCCCGACGCCACCUCGGCUGCCCAGGCGUACAUGCAGGUAAUGACGGCGGGAUCGGGUUCGGGAUCGGGAUCGGGACCCUAUGUGGUCUACUGCGAGGAGAACUGGCCGUCGGAACAGUACAGAAAGGUGUUCGGAGCCAUUACCACCACGCUGCAGUUCGUCCUGCCGUUCUUCAUCAUCUCCAUCUGCUAUGUGUGGAUAUCGGUGAAGCUGAACCAGCGGGCCAGGACCAAGCCGGGCUCGAAGUCCUCGAGGCGGGAGGAGGCGGAUCGGGAUCGCAAGAAGCGCACCAAUCGCAUGCUCAUCGCCAUGGUGGGCGUCUUUGGUCUGAGUUGGCUGCCCAUCAAUGUGGUGAACAUCUUCGAUGACUUCGACGACAAGUCGAACGAGUGGCGCUUCUACAUCCUGUUCUUCUUCGUGGCCCACUCGAUUGCCAUGAGCUCCACGUGCUACAAUCCCUUCCUGUACGCCUGGCUAAAUGAGAACUUCCGCAAGGAGUUCAAGCACGUGCUGCCCUGCUUCAAUCCGUCGAACAACAACAUCAUCAACAUCACGAGGGGCUACAAUCGCAGUGAUCGCAACACCUGCGGUCCAAGGUUGCAUCAUGGCAAGGGGGAGGGGGGACUGGGCAGCCUGGAUGCCGACGACCAGGACGAGAACGGCAUCACCCAGGAGACGUGUCUGCCCAAGGAGAAGCUGCUGAUUAUCCCGAGGGAGCCGACCUACGGCAAUGGCACGGGCGCCGUCUCCCCCAUCCUGAGUGGGCGUGGCAUCAAUGCAGCUCUUGUUCAUGGUGGCGACCACCAGAUGCACCAGCUGCAGCCGUCGCACCACCAGCAGGUGGAGCUGUCCCGCCGGAUCCGCCGGCGGACGGACGAGACGGACGGCGACUACCUGGACUCGGGCGAUGAGCAGACGGUGGAGGUGCGCUUCAGCGAGACGCCGUUCGUGAGCACGGACAACACCACGGGGAUCAGCAUCCUGGAGUCGAGCACCAGCCAGUGCCAGGACUCCGACGUGAUGCUCGAGCUGGGCCAGCCAGGCGGAGGAGUGCUCGGGAGGCGGCUCAACUGAGACAGGAUUUUCGAAACGCAUUUCUAAGCAUCUUCGUGGACGGACUUUUAUUGAAUUGUGCCAGUGAUUCGAGCCAAAAUAAUGCAAGGAAAUGUCAGCUAGAUUUCGGAAGUCAUUUUGUAAACCACACUCAACAUGGAUGGGUGGAAAAAUGCUGAUAAAUGGCAAAUCAAGUGACAACGAUGUGGAAAGCGAUGGCGAGGGGAGAUUUUCUAGCAAUUGGCUGGAAAAGCUAUACAAGUCGUAGAUAUCAUAUGUGUGUGUGUGUGUGUGUGUGUGUCUGUGUAUAUAUUUUAUGGGUGCGAUUGGGUGUGGUAAUGAAGUGUGUGUCUGUGUGUGUGGUUGUGUGUCGCCUGAAGGCACAACUGCCUCUUUAUAAAGCUAUUUUUUCCCGUAUUUUCCGGCGCCAUUCAAGUCGCGACAAUUGCUGGCCCAUUUCGCAUAUUUACAAUGCCUCGAAGGGUGAUUCCAGCCAACUCUCCGAAGAACAGUUUGCCUUUGUCGCUUUCAAUUUGUACCUAACAACUGUCAGACAUUUGUCGUUUUGGUUUUGGCUUUCGCCAGUCACACGGAAUUAAAUUUCGAGCGUCGGGCUUUUGGCCCAAUUGUGUGGAAAUAUGUCAACGCAAGUCCUUCUCCCUCUAACUCGUUUUCUCUCCCGGCAGAACAGAGAAAAAAUAAUUUGUUCGACUUCAAAAAAGCAAACAUUUUCACGGCUGAUGGGAGCACUAUAAGGCCAUCUAAAAAGAGGGAAAAAACCAAAAAAAAAAAAAUGGCACGAGUAAGCUAACAUUGAUGAGAUUUGCACGGGCCAACAGAACCGGAUCGGUGAAUAUAUACGGAUAUCGAAGCUGACUGGCAGCUGCCAGGGCCAAAAUAUCGCCUGCAGGCAUUCAACUGAAAUUCAACAGGCAUCAAUUUUAAAGCCCCUUAAUGCUGAAAUUGUCACAGGAUAAAAUUGGCUUAGCUAUUGUUUACAUCUAGGCAAUUACGAACUCCUACGCAAGGCAAUAAAUUCUGUGUUCAUUUGUUUAGGUUUACGAUUUUCCUCAAGGACCUCUCUCCUUUCAUUCAAAUUCCAGCAAUAUUAGUGCGGUUAUAGGCGAGUGUGAACUGUGUGUGUGAAUGUGCAUAAUAAAAUAACUAACUUUAACUGCUGACGCAUAAAACUAUUUUAUCACAAAAUAUUUAAUGGCUAAUAAAGUGUGUCAGGUGUAAGACAGCCAACAAAGGCGAUUUCCUAGGUUUAAGCUGCUCGACAAGCUUGCAAAGUGUUUUCGAGCAUAGACAUAAAUGAAAACAAAACUGUAUAUUAAGGCAUUAACGCUUAAGAUUGUCGGCUAAGCGCAUCAAAUGCUAGAACAAAAAUAUUAUGCUAAAUUGGAACAAGGAAAUCUGCAGACCCAAAACCAAAAGUACGCCAAGUUGUGCUGACCAUGAGCCCCGCUUUUGAAAGUUUAAAGUUUAAAGUUUAAAGCUUAAACUAGGAUUUCAAAAACAUGUCACAUUUUUUGGUGUACUUUUGGUUUUCCUGCUUUGGUAAAAAGCUUCCACUGCGUAUACGUAAUUAUAAUUAAUAUAAAAAUGCUUAAAUACUUUAAGGUAGACAGCUUAGUUUGAACUAAUUGCUGAGAUGUUUGUGAAUACUCAUUGAUCGAUGGAUAAACUAAAGGUAUUUCAAAAUGGCAUUACGGUGUGUAUGGUCUCAUGAAAGUCUUAGGAAACUAGAAUAGGAAACCCAAUAAAAUUUAAACAUAUUAAUAUGAGUAUAGAAGAAAUUUUAUGAAUCCCUAGCUACAAUUAAAUGUUGGCUGUUGUAUCAAUGUAUUACGAACGAAUAAGAUAAGUUAUGUGAACUUGGAAAGGCAUUUUUAUAAAUAAAAGAAUAGUUAUUAUAUCCGUAGGGUAAAAAAUUGUAAAACUAUUUUAAGAAGAUCAUCCAAAAACUUAACUAUUAAAGUGAAACUUAAAUUAAGGUAAAUUUUGGAAAUAGAGUUAAGGCUAAGAAGGCGAAACAUUAAAGAAUAUAAAUAGCAAGUAAGUAAAAAUAGAUUAAGAAAAUGUUGUUGAUUCAACUUCCCACUAGUUAAGGGUUGUGUUUGUAGCCAAUAAAUGUUGAUUUGGAAAAUAUUAAAUACGAAAAGAUUGCACAAUUGGAAGUAAGACAAACUAUCAAAAAAACAAACAGUUAAAUGUGAAAAUUGAAAGUAAAUGAAAUCUACAGUAAAAUUGCAUGUCAAAUAAAAAGAAAAUUCUUAAGUUAUUGUAAUAUCACAAACGAAACACAGCUGAGUAUUAAACUAAAAGUAAAAACUAUACGAAUGUAGCCGAAAAAGAUGUUUUAAAAUACGGAUUACCGACACACGAAUAAAUAAUGGAUGUUGAAACAAAA